Molecule: messenger RNA, 3456 nt
Organism: Carcharodon carcharias (great white shark)
Lineage: Eukaryota; Metazoa; Chordata; Chondrichthyes; Lamniformes; Lamnidae
Gene: cdk17
Product: cyclin-dependent kinase 17
Exons: 18
Coding region: 478-2061 (527 amino acids)
Biological process (GO): protein phosphorylation
Cellular component (GO): nucleus; cytoplasm
Molecular function (GO): protein kinase activity; ATP binding
Source: RefSeq, a predicted model, not a curated record
AGAGAGAGUGUGUGGGCGGCAGGGGGGAGAGAGAGAGAGAGAGAGAGAGUGGGCGGGCGGUCCGGUAUACCCCCCGGUAAUCCCCCCACCCCCCACCGAGAGCCGGCGUGUGGCUACGGGGCGGCCGACAGGCGCCCUUGUUACGGGGCGAGGAGCCGGAGUGAAGUGAACCGGAGAGAGAGGAGGGACCGGCCAUCGCUCAACCCAGAGAGUCAAACACUCUGCAGCGGGCAGACGCUGCCUUUAUUAUCCACACAGCACAUGCUUAUCAACAAGAAGAAUAGAGAAACUAUUGGCUCCCAUAUGUCAGUAUUUCAGUAAUUCAGUAGAAGAUAGAAAAGUAGAUAGCAAACUUGAUUGUGGAAACAAACAUUGAACUUCAGAAUCCUGAAACUGAAGAAUGAAAGCAUAAAAGAAUGACCAAAUUUAAGGACUGGAAACUGUGAUUGAAAUAUGCUUUACUGAGUAGAAUAUUUCAUGGAAAAGAUGAAAAAGUUUAAGCGACGGCUUUCUCUGACUUUGCGUGGCAGCCAAACAAUUGAUGAGUCUCUGUCUGAGCUUGCAGAGCAAAUGACGAUUGAAGAGAAUAGCAGUAAAGAUAAUGAGCCAAUUGUGAAGAAUGGCAGGCCUGCGACAUCGCACAGUAUGCACUCCUUUCUCCACCAGUAUGCAGGCUCUUUCAAAAAGCCCCCUCUGCGGAGACCCCAUAGCGUGAUUGGUGGGAGCCUCGGCUCUUUCAUUUCCAUGCCCAGGAAUGGUGGUGGUAGACUAGACAUAGUACAUGAGAAUUUGAAAAUAGGUUCAGACGGUGAGAGUGACCAAGCUUCUGGAACAUCAUCUGAUGAGGUGCAGUCACCUACACGUGUUCGUAUGAGGAAUCACUUACACAGGAGAAUCUCCAUGGAGGAUGUCAAUAAACGGCUAUCGCUUCCUGCAGACAUUAGAUUACCUGAUGGGUAUUUGGAAAAACUGCAAAUGAACAGUCCACCUUUUGAUCAGCCUAUGAGUAGAAGAUCCCGCAGAGCUUCCCUUUCUGAGAUUGGAUUCGGGAAGCUAGAAACUUACGUUAAGUUGGACAAACUUGGAGAGGGUACCUAUGCAACAGUGUUUAAAGGAAGAAGUAAGCUGACUGAUAACUUGGUAGCCUUGAAAGAAAUCAGGCUGGAGCAUGAAGAGGGCGCACCUUGUACAGCAAUACGGGAAGUCUCGUUACUGAAGGACCUGAAGCAUGCAAACAUAGUCACUUUACAUGAUAUUAUUCACACAGAAAAGUCAUUGACACUAGUAUUUGAAUACUUGGACAAGGACCUGAAACAGUACAUGGAUGACUGUGGAAGCAUAAUGAACAUGCACAAUGUGACGAUAUUUUUAUUCCAGAUUUUACGGGGCUUGGCCUACUGUCACAAGCGGAAAGUGUUGCACCGAGAUCUGAAACCGCAGAACCUGCUGAUAAAUGAGAAAGGGGAACUAAAGCUUGCUGACUUUGGUUUGGCAAGAGCCAAGUCAGUUCCUACAAAGACAUACUCAAAUGAAGUUGUAACUUUGUGGUACAGGCCUCCAGAUGUACUCUUGGGCUCUUCAGAGUAUUCAACACAGAUCGACAUGUGGGGUGUUGGGUGUAUCUUCUAUGAAAUGGCAUCUGGAAGACCUUUGUUUCCUGGUUCCACUGUAGAAGACGAAUUGCACUUGAUUUUCAGGCUACUGGGCACGCCUACAGAGGAGACAUGGCCAGGAAUAUCUUCAAAUGAGGAAUUUAAGGCUUACAACUUUCCUAAAUAUAAGCCUCAACUUGUGAUUAAUCAUGCUCCAAGAUUAGACACGGAAGGAAUUGAUCUGUUAUCGAAUUUUUUACAAUACCAGGCGAAGAAGAGAAUUUCUGCAGAAGAUGCCAUGAAGCAUCUUUACUUUAAAAGCCUUGGAACAAGGGCACACACUCUACCUGAUGGUGCCUCGGUUUUCUCGCUAAAUGAAAUUCAGCUGCAAAAGGAUCCUGGCUACAGAACCUCAUCAUAUCCAGAGACAACACAUGGGAAAAACAGAAGACAGAGUAUGCUGUUCUAGGCUGUCGUGCAAAAUAAUAGACUUGAAUUCCAUUGGCUUGCCAUUUACAUCGCAGUUACCCAGAAUUUUGAUUUGAAGACAACAAUUUCCAUAAGUUAGAGUGGAUCAUAACUUGAAUAUCAACAUGUCUCUUUUACUGCCCUUCUUGCGAUGUAGUCUUAUUCUGAUGUGUAGAUGGUUUUAUAUUCGCAAGUCACAUUGAGACAUUUUUGUGUGUGUGUAAAUAUAUAUGUAUAAUACAUGUGUAUGCACACACAUACAUUUACACAUACACAUGAACAGGAAAAAACAGUUUUAUGGUUCACCUUUGUUGUUUUAUAGCCAGUAGGUUACAGCUGCUGUUGUAACUUCAGCUGCAGUUUUGUGCAGUACUGGAAACAAAGUGCUUAUUUAUUGGGAAUCAUUGCUGCUAAACGACUACUGUCCAUAAACCACAUCUUGGUGGUAUAGCGGAAAAUGUGAGUGGCUUGUAGCAUGUGAAUGCAUCUGUUUCUUCUAAUAACUGUUUCCAGCAUUUUGCAGAUUUUAUCGUUACGUUUAGUUACAAAUGCCCUUGAAUAUUUAAAUAUUUGCAGAGCUUCACUUUUUAAAAUAUGAUUGUGAUGAGGAAUCUUGCACCUCCUAAGCUCAUGGUGUAGAACAUUUAAAUUUGUUUUGAAAUCUUGUGUGGCUGACAGGGAAACUGGUUAGCGUUUUCUAAAAAAAUCUAUUUAAGGAAUUUAAGCAUCAAAUCUGCCUUUUCAUUACUAAAGAUUACAAAUUUAUUGCACCUAUUUUUUUCCAUGUCAUUUUAUGAAGACACGGGAAUUUUGACGGUUCAAUUUUAUAUCUGAUCUGUUAUUUCUGCAUCAUUUUGUAAUGAUUUCACUACAGAACUUAUGUUUCUCAAUGAGUAUCAUAAGUAGGCUUUUGUUAAUGGUAACAGUAUUUGUAUGUUUGCCUUUCCAAAUAAUGGUUUUAGUGGACCUACAUUUUAGGAUUACUGUUAAUAUAUAAUUGUUAAAAUAUCAGAUUCGUAGCAAAUGCAAAUAAUCAUUGAUAUUUUUUCUGGACUUUUACUGUAAACUUAUUCAGGGUCCUAUCAUUUUCACAAAUUUACAUAGUUUGUUAUUUAACAGUGUUAAGAAUAUUUUGUAUGUUUAAUUUUAUUUGUGAACUGUGAUGAUGGCAUGUUGAAAAACUGUUUACUCGUUGCUUGUGACUGAUUUUAAUUGAAAUUUUGUAAGAAGAGAAAGGAAACAGAUUCAUUGGUAACAUUGUACAUUGGACCACUACUGUUCAUCAAAAUGAUUCCAGGCUGAGUUCGGUAUAUCUUACUAAAACUGCUGUGCUAUUUCUGACUGACAGUACUAUUUUUUUUGAAAGUAUAAAUAUUACAGUGAUUUCUUGUUUUAA